GAGAUAGGUUUGCAGUAGACCCGGGCUCGUGUCACGGUAGCUCACGUGCGAUUGCAAAAAUAAUUCGCACAAGUAAACACAAAAAAAGAAACUUACUAACUACAGCUUUUCGUGUGCUACCAGAAAAGUAUUCCUUAUCUAAAUUAGAAACAUGAAAAAGGCCAAAUUGUUUGGGGAAAUAUUCUACAGCUUGAGUCUAGUUUUGUGAUGCGUGCACAGCUUGAAACCAAACUCACGUGUGCAUCCCUAGCUUAAACAAAGCAGUUGUGGGAAGAAAUAGAAGCGGAAACGGGUUUUGCGUUUGGUAACUGGGAAGCAAUCGCUAGCAUUCAGCACUUUGGGCAGCAGUCUGGAGUUGCAGCCGCAUCAACAUCAACGCCAACCUAUCCCGAGCCGUGCCAGCGCAGCGCGAAACUGAUCGAUAAGACAGAAGCCAGAGCCAGCGUGGGGGCGUCACCGUCGUGGGAAAAAAAAUCAGCAAAAACAUAAACAAACGCCAGCAAUAUGUCUAUGAGCAAUCUAUCAAUAGACGGCGAGUUCCGUUACAUUAUCCAAUGGUUCAAUGAGUGGAGCGAGCUGCAGCGGGACGACUUUGUCUACGUUUUGGUAGAAUAUCUGGCUCGUGGCUGCAGUACAGACGUGGGCGGCGCCGGCGCAGAUGGAGGCGGCGGUGUCUAUGUGAACGGCCUGGUGAACUCCUUGGCCAGUGCGGCCGUGCAAGACAAGCCCAUGAGUUUGUUCCAGUGCCGCAUUAAGCUGUUCCGUGAAUGGAGCCCCAAAUGGCCGAUCGAGUUUAAAUGCAAGCUGCAGGAGAAGAUCAGCGAGAUCGACGCAAAAGUGGGAGAGAAGAUCAUAAAUGAGCUGAGGGGGCCUCAUGGUGUGCACAAUGGCGACGUUGCCGUGCAUUUAAAUGCAAAUGGGGCAACGAGCGACGAUGGAGGCAGAGAACAUGAACUGGAGCAGCCGGCGGUGGCAAUUGAGAAGGCUGAGGUCGCAGCUUUAGCUUCAGCUUCAGUGGUUGUGACAGAGCCAGCUCAUGAGGUAGAGGCGGACAAUGACAAUCGCUUAGCGGCGGUCUUAAGCCAAGAGACACCCGUUGAUGAUGAUGACGACGUGGAAGUAGAACCCCGAACAGAAUCUGCUGGCAAUACUACUACCGAUGUAAAUGGCCAUUAUCCAGCGGCUGCAGUGACAACGAUUGCAGUGAAUACAUCUCCAUCGCCAUCCCCAUCCCCAGCCAAUUCCACGACUCCAGCAAUCGUCGAACCUGUAGAACAGGUCGAGAAUAGCGUUACAGUCACCGUGUCUGCCCCAGCCGCAGAAGUUCCCCCGGUUGCCUAGAGAUGCAGCCGAGCCGCUCGUUAAAGACAAACCAUCCCAACUUGACAUUCCAUUUCCACGCGAUGCAUUUCUAGUUAAGUAAUCGAAUCUGAGCCCACAACCCUGGGCUCUCGGCCAAUAAGACUUUCUCAUUCUCUGGCCCUUUAUUUCCCAUCAUCGAAUAUCUUAAGAGAGCAUAAAUUGUAAGCACCAUUAAACGGGAAGUACGCUCGAUCCAUUCAACAUUUA
Molecule: messenger RNA, 1569 nt
Organism: Drosophila serrata
Lineage: Eukaryota; Metazoa; Arthropoda; Insecta; Diptera; Drosophilidae
Source: RefSeq, a predicted model, not a curated record